This is a messenger RNA of Thamnophis elegans (Western terrestrial garter snake), 2076 nucleotides long. RefSeq names its product pantothenate kinase 3-like. Gene Ontology annotation, biological process: coenzyme A biosynthetic process. Gene Ontology annotation, molecular function: ATP binding; pantothenate kinase activity. Gene Ontology annotation, cellular component: cytosol; nucleus. Lineage: Eukaryota; Metazoa; Chordata; Lepidosauria; Squamata; Natricidae. The transcript has 7 exons. Bases 274 to 1611 code for a protein of 445 amino acids. The record is from RefSeq and is a predicted model, not a curated record.
AUCUUACCGCGCGAGGCUUUUAUUUUUUGGGGGGGCUUUUGUCGCUCAAUCAAGGCAGACGCACGCUCAUUGGAAGGAUUCCCCUUUCAUCCCAGCCCCGCAGGCUUCGCUUCAUUCUCAUUGGCUUCUUUAUCUGUCGCCGCAAAGGCGAAUGCUUCCGAUUGGACACAUAUCUUUUUUUGAAGGCCCCGUACUCUGAGGGAGGAAAGAGAAGGCGAGGGAAUACUUCGACGCAGGCGCAGUUGCCCGCUUUGGCUGCUGUCGCCGCGGCGUAUGGAGCCGCUGCAGAAUGGAAGUGACAAGCGACAAGCUAACGCGGAGCCGCCGCCGCCGCCGCCCGCCAUGGAGACGGGAAGCGAAGCCGGAGGAUCCUCGGAGGAACGGCGGCGGCGGGGGGUAUCGGCCUCGGGCAUCCGUCGGCGCGCAAGCGGGCCGAGCAAGGCGGAGGCCGCCGCGGGCCGCGAGAAAGAGCGUGAUGGCCCCGCCCCCCGGCCGCGCCCGGAUUGCCACCGCAAGAGCCGCCCCCCUUUCCCUUGGUUCGGCUUGGACAUCGGCGGGACGUUGGUGAAGCUGGUUUAUUUCGAGCCCAAGGACAUCACCACGGAGGAGGAGGAAGAGGAAGUGGAGAGCUUGAAAAGCAUCCGCAAGUACCUGACCUCCAACACGGCCUACGGCGCCACCGGCCUCCGCGACGUCCACCUGGAGCUCAGGGACCUUACGCUGUGUGGACGUAAAGGCAAUCUGCACUUUAUUCGCUUCCCCACUCACGACAUGCCCGCUUUUAUUCAGAUGGGCAGCGAGAAACAUUUCUCCAGCCUCCACACCACGUUGUGUGCCACUGGAGGCGGAGCGUAUAAAUUUGAGCAGGACUUUCUCACAAUGGGCGACCUCCAGCUGUGUAAAAUGGACGAGCUGGACUGCCUUAUCAAGGGGGUUCUCUACAUUGAUUCGGUGGGCUUCAACGGACACUCGGAGUGCUACUAUUUUGAGGACCCCACGGAUCCCGAGAAAUGCCAGAAGGUCCCUUUCAACUUGGAGGACCCUUACCCUCUCCUGCUGGUCAACAUCGGCUCCGGAGUCAGCAUCCUGGCCGUCUAUUCCGAAGGCAACUACAAGCGAGUGACCGGCACCAGCCUCGGAGGAGGGACCUUUUUCGGCCUCUGCUGCCUCCUGACCGGCUGCUCCACCUUCGAAGAAGCUCUCGAAAUGGCCUCCCGGGGAGACAGCACGAAAGUGGACAAACUCGUGCGGGAUAUUUACGGAGGGGACUACGAGCGCUUUGGCCUGCCAGGUUGGACCAUAGCAUCCAGCUUUGGAAACAUGAUGAGCAAAGAGAAACGAGAGGCGGCCAGUAAGGAGGACUUGGCCCGGGCAGCCUUGAUCACCAUCACCAACAACAUCGGCUCCAUCGCACGCAUGUGCGCGCUGAAUGAGAACAUUAAUAAAGUGGUUUUUGUGGGGAACUUUUUGAGAAUCAACACAAUCUCCAUGAAGUUUCUGGCCUACGCUUUGGACUACUGGUCAAAGGGACAACUGAAGGCUCUUUUUCUGGAACAUGAGGGAUAUUUCGGAGCCGUGGGAGCUCUCCUGGAGCUGUUGGAGUCAUCCUGAAUCCAUGAAGAAAGCCCGAAUCCCGGGUUCAACAGGGCCCUUUUUUUUUUUAACCCAAGACGGAGUUCAUUUGAUUCCAUUUUGUAAAAACCAGACGGCCUGGUCACAGCUGAAACGAAGGGAUCGUGAAUGACGUCUCUGCCGAAAAGGAAAGACAAACGGAGUUGUUUGUUCUCAGCGGUAACCGCGCAUGUAGGUUAGUUGGUCAGAAAGCUUCUCUGGCUAUGACAACUGUGUGGACGGCACAAAUGUGAAGACGAGGGUUUGCUCUCGUUUGGGUUGAGUCCCGUUUCUUUCGGGGACGUCCAGCUGGCUGCAGCAAUGGUGGCGUCAAACAAGGUUUGUGCUCUCCUCAGAAUUAUUUUAAGGGUGGUUCUGUUUUGUGCAGCUGACUUCACCGUGGCGUCCAGACACGCACAAUAUGAAAACCCACCAACCGUAUUAAAAUUGAUUUUCUUAAAAGAG